Drosophila hydei is the source of this 2858-nucleotide messenger RNA. RefSeq names its product putative tyrosine-protein kinase Wsck (gene Wsck). The record is from RefSeq and is a predicted model, not a curated record. Lineage: Eukaryota; Metazoa; Arthropoda; Insecta; Diptera; Drosophilidae. Gene Ontology annotation, biological process: protein phosphorylation. Gene Ontology annotation, molecular function: protein tyrosine kinase activity; protein binding; ATP binding. The transcript is spliced from 2 exons. Bases 366 to 2774 code for a protein of 802 amino acids.
GCAACAGUUGCGACGACAGUGACAGUGACAGUGACGCCAGCGUCGACGCUGGCAGCAUGAUUAGUCAACUGGAAUGGUUGCUGAGAGCAACAGCAACAGCAACAACAAUGACCAAAGCAAAACGAGGCAAGCAGCAGCAGCAUUAAUAGUGGCGUUCUGAGCAGCGCUUAAAAUGCAAGAAAAAAACAUUGGACGUGCCAGGGGGAAAGCAAUAUAAGAGAAAUAAAGGCAUAAUUUGUUUAAAUUAGGCUGCAAAAAGUGUUUAAUUAGUUUCAAUUAUAGUGACAAACUAGAAGGUCCGCACCAAAAGUAUACCUGGGCACACGAGGUUCCAUCACUCGCCAAGCUGACUGCGCUGUCACAACAUGCAGUGUGGACACCGCCCAAACGCAAGCUGGCAGCAGCAGCUUGCAUCUAUGUACCUCGUGGCCAUUUGCUUGUUGUCCAACUAUGUUUGCGUGUCCGUGCAGGAGUCGCAGGAUUUUCUGGCCGUGGAGCCCGUCUACUAUUAUGUAGGGUGCUAUACGGCCCGAACGGAUCUGCUCAAGGAAUCGGUGUACGCGAAGAUGCCACAAACCUGCAUAGAAAUCUGUGAGCAUCAGGGGCACAGAUACGCAGUGCUAGCUGCCGAGAAGUGCUUUUGCGCCAAUCAACUGGAGCCGCAAGAAAAGCAGGACGACCAGCUCUGCUACACCCGAUGCCUGGCUAACAAGGCACAGUACUGCGGCGGCGUGGGUGUGCAUUCAUACUACUCCACAACGCUGCUGAGGCAGCCAGCGCCGCACCAUCUGCGCGUGGUCAACAGCACGGAGAACAGCAUCAGCCUGGCCUGGGAUGCAUAUGAGUCGAAGAAGCUGUUGCUGGCUGGCAGCGCAGAGGCUCUCGCGGCACAAUCUCAGCAAAUAGCCAACAUUCUAAUCAAGUGUCAGAUUGUACAGACUUACUCAACGCUGCCCGCAUUUCUGCAGCCCGAAUUCAUAGUGCAGAGCACGGAGACACGUUUCGAACUGACCGAUCUUCAUCCUGCAACUCUUUACAACAUCAGUGUUCGCGCCAUUUGUGUGCAACAGCAACAAGAGAAGAGCGAGUGCGGCCAUGCCACACUUAAGGCCAGCACCGAGGUAGGUUUACCCAGCCCAGCGCCUGCACAACCCAAAGUUCUGAGUCGCACGAAGGACAGCAUAACCGUGGAGCUAGCACCCGUAUACAACGACAACGGACCGGUAACGAAGCUACUGAUUAUUGUGGAAUUUGUUGACGAUGCGCUGAGCCAGCCAUUUGAUGCACAACUGCUGGGCAGCUGGCAGCUGGCGCAGCAGACCGGCGUUCCUUACUACAUAGCCGCUGAGCUGGACUACGAUCGGCCGGAGGACAAUCGCACCAGGCACUUUGUCGUGGGCGAUGACAAACGCUAUGGACGCUAUCACAAUGUGCCUCUGGAUCAGUUCUCCAAUGAACAGGAGAAGCCCUCCCAUGUGCAUGUCAGCUUGGGUGUGGUAAGCACACUGCGAAAUAUCACCAAGACGCUAUACACGCGCAGCAGCCAUGCACAACAUGCCAGUUCGUUGGAUGACUUCAGCUAUGCGACCUUUGAAAAGGGUCAAUCGUCGGUGGUAGCACUGGCUGUUACCUGUGUGAUCUUUGGCAGCUGUUUGAUUCUGAGUCUUAUUACCUACUUUUAUUUGCGCUACAAGACCUGCCAUGCUCGCGGGUUGCCUGGCCGCAGACGCAACGCUCACGAAAUGACGCAGCAGACGCCCAUCAUCGAGCGAGAGAACAACGGAUAUUUGGUGGAGGACGAGCUGCCACCCACGCUGGAGAGCUUCAAGCAGCAGUUCAAGAUGGCAGUCGAGGGACUGGAGCAAUUGCCACGCAAUGCUCUGCGCCUCAAUGCUAAUGAUGUUAUUGCUGAUGGUCGCUACGGAGAGAUUAUAACCGGACGGCUCAGCGAGGGCGACGCUGUUAAGGACUGUGCACUUCACGUAUUAUCGCUGGAUGACCUGAGCGGUGUGUCGCAGGCACAACUAUUGCGUGAGCUGCGGCAGCUAAAGAAAUUACGCCGUCACGAACUACUCAUAGAUUUUUAUGGAAUCUCGGCAAGCGCUGACUGGUUCUAUGUGAUCUUUGAGCUGCAGCGUGUGAGCCUCAAGCGACGCUUAAUCGAGAGCCGUCAGCCAGCGCCUGCGGCACGCCUAACAGUACUAUCGGAACAACUGGUUCUGCAGUGGAUGUACGAGCUGUCAAGUGGCAUGUCGUAUUUGGGCAGUUGUCAGGUGAUACACCGGCAGCUGUGCGGCUACAGCGUUUACGUGUGCGCUGACUCCAAACUUAAGCUGUGCGUCUUUGGUCCACUGCACUAUGUGACUAACAAUGGCCAGCAGCUGGAUCUGGACCGAUGGCUGGCGCCAGAGGUGUUGCGUCAUCAGCACUACACGACCAAGUCGGAUGUAUGGUCCUUCGCCUGCGUUGCUUGGGAGUGCUGCGCUCUGGGCGGUACGCCCUAUGCAAAUAUAGCCAGCAGUCAACAACUACUAGAAGCGAUACGCACCGGCGUGCGCCCAGCGCAGCCCGCCUAUGUCUACGGGGAUCUGUUCCAGCUGCUACUCAACUGUUGGCAGCUGGAGCCCAGCGAGCGCAUUGGCUUCGAAGAUGUGGCUUUUGGCAUACGUCAGCUGAUGACGUCUCCCAGGCACGCGCUAUGCUUUGAUCGCUCUCCCACGGACCCGAUGGAGACGCUGCCGUUGUACCUGCCGAUGCUCGAGAUAAUCAACUAGUCUAGCCCCAGAACAGCACCGAUUAUAACUUGUAGUAGGCCAAAAUAAUAUACAUUCGACAAACAGCUUAGAAUAAAUAUAAGA